AUGGAUGUUCCCAAGGAGAAUGACAUUCUUCUCUUAGCUGAUGAAAAAUUUGACUUCGAUCUUUCAUUGUCUUCUUCAAGUGCAAAUGAAGAUGAUGAAGUCUUCUUUGGACCCGUUGGGCAUAAAGAAAGAUGCGUUGCUGCCAGCUUGGAAUUAAAUCAUCACAUUCCCGAAGAGCCUCUUUUGCCAGCCUCGGAAAGUCACUUCAUCUGGAGUCCUCUCCCUGGGGAGAAAUUUGUGGAAGUGUAUAAAGAAGCUCACUUAUUGGCCUUACAGAUAGAAAGCAAGAGCAAAAACAAGGCAGCCCAAGAUGUCACAGCUGAAGACCUUUGGAGCCAGGGCGUGGAGAGGUUUAUACAGGAAUCAAAAUUAAAAAUAAGCCUAUUUGAGAAAGAAAAUGAAAUGAAGAAAAGCCCCAAGUCACUUAAGAGGGAGACCUAUUACCUGUCAGACAGCCCCUUGAGGGACCUGCCACUUCGGGGAACCCAGACACCCUCGGGCAUGGCGCCCACCCCAGCAGCUCUUGCCCAAGCCGGGACGCCAGAACAGGGAGGCCCGGGGCGGAGCUCCAGCUCCACCGGGUCCCAGCCCUCUCAGUUGAAUACAGCCGGCAGUGUGAGAAGGCGUGACUCCUACCUACUCCGCAGGACGCAGGCCGUGCCCACCCCUACAAGUCAAUUUAAGAUCCCCAAGUUUGCUACUGGUGAGCCCCUGGUCAGUGCGACGCCGAAGUCCUGCCGGGCCCAGAGACCGCAGUCCUGCACGUCGGCGGGGAGGUUUGUUGUCCAUAGCACUCCUGCUAGACGCUCAUCAGUGGCAGCCCCACAGAGCCUUGUAAGCAGUACGAGGACCCCCAUGAGUACGAAGCACGUGUCAGCCCUGCCCACACCUGCCAGCCGUCGGCUCUCUGGCCUUCCAUUCGUGACCCCUAAAACCGUGCCCAGAGCUCUGGCUUCGCCUCUGUGUGUGCCUGCUCGGCGGCUUUCUUCUGAGCCGCAGAAAAAGUCUUCAGUGAGAGCUGCACCAACGAGGGAGACCCACAGCAAGGCUACCUCUAGGCGCGAGGACUCGUCUCCUGACGGGUCCCUUUCCCCUCUGUCGGCUGUACCACAGGCGCUUAACUUUUCUCCAGAAAAGACUGGCUUGACUCUUUCAGGAAGUAUCAGCACAGAAGUCGUGCUGGAUGCAGCCCAGCCACCUGGAGACACACCCACUAGUGAGGCUAUUCUCGUGGAUAUCAAACUGGACCAACUGGUCAUCACUCCAAAAGCUGAAAGCACAGCCCUCAUCGACAUCCCUCUCAUUGACUUUUGCAAUAGUCCAGAAGCACACGUGGCUCUGGGGUCUGAGAGUAGACCUCUGAUUGACCUGCUGAUAAACACUCCAGACAUGAACAGAAACACUGCGUCCAAGCCUCCCCAGGAGGUGGGACAGCUGAUAGACUUGGCUUCUCCUCUGAUCCAGCUGAGUCCCGAGGCUGACAAGGAAAACAUGGAUUCUCCACUUCUCAAGUUCUGA
Messenger RNA from Odobenus rosmarus divergens (Pacific walrus), 1518 nucleotides. It is a transcript of the gene GTSE1, whose product is annotated as G-2 and S-phase expressed 1. Gene Ontology annotation, molecular function: microtubule binding. The transcript has 9 exons. Bases 1 to 1518 code for a protein of 505 amino acids. The record is from RefSeq and is a predicted model, not a curated record. Lineage: Eukaryota; Metazoa; Chordata; Mammalia; Carnivora; Odobenidae. Gene Ontology annotation, cellular component: cytoplasmic microtubule; microtubule cytoskeleton.